Messenger RNA from Hypomesus transpacificus, 1304 nucleotides. RefSeq names its product speedy/RINGO cell cycle regulator family member A (gene spdya). Bases 276 to 1250 code for a protein of 324 amino acids. Gene Ontology annotation, molecular function: protein kinase binding. The record is from RefSeq and is a predicted model, not a curated record. Lineage: Eukaryota; Metazoa; Chordata; Actinopteri; Osmeriformes; Osmeridae. The transcript is spliced from 7 exons. Gene Ontology annotation, biological process: positive regulation of cyclin-dependent protein serine/threonine kinase activity.
UGUGUACACAUUCAUUUUACAUUUUACCAAUGGUUAAAAAAUGUGUUGAGAUAGCUUUAACAGCGAAACUUUCUCCUUCAUAACUUCUUCUAGUUCUAAUUACAAAGUACUUCUACCUAAUUACAAAGUAUGUAGUUAGUGCCUGCUGUCGACGUUAUUGAUUUUGAUGAUCUGUGUGUGAGGAAACUUUUACCACAGUGCUAGCUAGCCAGUGCUAGUUAGCCAGCUAUCAAGCAAUUUAGGAAAAUUCAGCUAGAUAUCACAGCUGAAGAAGCAUGAUGAAACACAAACAUAGGUGGUGUCAGACUCCCCCUUCUGUCACUGUCCGAAUCAAAGCCCACACUGCGCACACCCUCCAGAUCAAGAGAGGGCUUCGACUGAAGAGAUCCAACGUCGAAGAGGCCCAAGGGCCGCCUGGCAAGAGUCAACCUAGUCGGCGACAAGAAGAGGUCUCUUUGACCAAGCUGUCCUGGGGCCCAACACUUGUGAUACAGCGAGAAGAGAUGGCAGCUUUCUUCAGAGUUUUUGAAGACGAUUUGAUACAAGACUUUCUGUGGAUGGACUGCUGUUGUAAAAUCACGGAUAAGUACCUACUGGCCAUGACUUUUGUCUACUUUAAACGAGCUUGCUUCAGCAUCAGUGAGCACAACCGAAUGAACUUUUUUAUUGCACUUUACCUCGCAAACACCAUGGAGGAGGAUGAAGAGGAAAGCAAGUACGAGAUCUUUCCCUGGGCACUGGGGAAGAGCUGGAGGAAGCACUUCCCCCGCUUCCUCAAGCAAAGAGACAAACUGUGGGCACGCAUUGAGUACAGGGCUGCUGUCAGUCAUCGCUGCUGUGAGGAGGUCAUGGGCAUUGUACCCACUCAUUUCAUCUGGCAGCGAGAACGAGCAGAGCACCACAGUGGUGCCAGGAGACAGUAUGGAGAACGGGCACCAGUCCACAUGCCCCGCGGACCUUCUGCUUCCCCGGCCCCCUGUGCCCUCUGUGCCCAUACCUCCAGCCUGGGCCUGUCCUCAUCUACCUCAGGAACACCCUCUUCACCCUCCAUGUCCUCCCCGCUUCCCUUUGCCCUCGCUUUCUCCCUGGAGACGACUCCUCCUAGGGUCCAGGCUGUUUCCUGCAGGGCUGGCCCCAAGACCAAAAUCCAGUCCCAGCGCCCCUGCUGCUGUGCUGAGGAAGCCCCGAGGUAUGAGUCUGACUGUGGGGCUGGAAAUGACGCUUCCAUGGACUGGAUCAAUGAGGAGUAGAAAGUCAAACUUGCUGUAAAACUACAUUUCCCAGUCCGGUCAGUUCUUAAGUAC